This is a messenger RNA of Drosophila santomea, 560 nucleotides long. RefSeq lists its product as uncharacterized. The record is from RefSeq and is a predicted model, not a curated record. NCBI's taxonomy places the organism in Eukaryota, Metazoa, Arthropoda, Insecta, Diptera, Drosophilidae. The coding region runs from base 81 to 461 and encodes 126 amino acids. The transcript has a single exon.
AUUCACUGUUUCAUCAACCCUCAAUCAUUGACUGUCUCUAAAAUUUCACCCUACUUAAAAAAAAAAAAACAAUUUUCAAAAUGUCUUCAUCGAAAUGUCCGGAAAAGCCCCCAACAAGCGAUGUGCUAGAGUUGCUGGCGAAGGAUGAGAGAUCCAAAGGACUACUGGCAAAGGAUGAAAAGAGAUCCGAAGGGAGCAUGGAAGCCCUCGAGGCGAUCGACAAGCGCCUGAAGGGCCUUUUGGAGCGCCUAAAAACUGUGGAGGAGUCGAUGGCCAACUUGAGUCUUCCUCCCCUAGACGAAGGCAAUGGAGACGCCUUUAAGGACUUGGAGACCAUGGAGGAUGAAUUGGAUGAACAGGAGAAAGAACUUUUAGACUUUGCAAACGACGAAGAUAUGGGAGCAAAGAUAGAUGUUGAUGACAUCAAACAACUAGAUAAGAAAGCUACAGGAAAGCAAUAAUGUGAUUGUUCUGCAGUUCUCUAUACAUUAUACAUUAUACACAAGGCAAACGGACAGAAAACUAGUAAGAAUGGAAUAAAUAGAAAAUCGUGGCAUAAA